UUCUUUUUACAAGAAGAAUCCUUCCGGUUCACGCCACUCCAGCAGCUGAUUAUCCAAACAGGUCAUGUCGGAGCUAGGCACAGAACAGUCAGCUAAAGCUCCACCGACCGCGGCGGAGACCCAGCUCCUCCGCCGGCGACAGGAGCUCGACCACUGGAAGAAGAACGCCUCGCGGGUCCGCGGCCGGAACCGGCUCACCGGCCUGGCUAUCGGAGCCUUCGUGGUCGGCUUGUUCAGCUACACCAUCCUGUCCGUCAGACAGGAGAGAAUCAUGGACGAGCUGGACCAAGAAGCCAAGGUCCACAUCGUCAGAGGGCCGCGGACCGGCGCCAACUCGUGACGGUGCCAGCACCUGGACUUCCCGUGCAGUAGACUCAGAGGCUGGACUGGUGUGUGAUGAGUCCCGUCUGCUGAGCGUCUCAUACUACAGACACAUUUCCAUUUCAUCUCCAGUGCAUGGUGCGGCGCGACUCUAUUUUUUUGUUAUUGUUUGGGAUUUCCAUCUGUAAAAAAGCUGUGGAUUAUGGGGCUGGGACCAUGUGGUUUGGUCCCGAUUCCAUACGUUCAAGAUACACAACAGUUUAAUAAUACGCCUAAAGAGACAAUGAAUCA
Molecule: messenger RNA, 612 nt
Organism: Etheostoma cragini (Arkansas darter)
Lineage: Eukaryota; Metazoa; Chordata; Actinopteri; Perciformes; Percidae
Product: cytochrome c oxidase assembly factor 3 homolog, mitochondrial
Exons: 2
Coding region: 65-340 (91 amino acids)
Biological process (GO): mitochondrial respiratory chain complex IV assembly
Cellular component (GO): mitochondrial inner membrane
Source: RefSeq, a predicted model, not a curated record